This is a messenger RNA of Paramuricea clavata, 696 nucleotides long. NCBI's taxonomy places the organism in Eukaryota, Metazoa, Cnidaria, Anthozoa, Malacalcyonacea, Plexauridae. The record is from the annotation of a GenBank genome assembly.
GCUUUCGACCUGAUAGACCACAACAUUUUGUUGCAUAAAUUAUUGGAAUUGAACGUUCCCCCAACUAUUUUUAAUUGGAUUAAAAGUUUUUUAACUGGACGGAGGCAAUGUGUGAAGCUGGGUAGUUGGUCUUCGAGUUGGAAAGUUUUAAACGGAGGAGUACCGCAGGGAACUGUUUUGGGUCCUGUUCUUUUUUUGGUUAUGAUCAACGAUCUCCUCGAUGAAUGGCCCGACCGAUGGAAGUAUGUAGAUGAUAGUACGGCUACUGAAAGUGUCAUGGUUGAUUGUAGCAGUAAUCUUCAGGAUCUUGUCGACUAUAUCUAUAAUUGGACGGUUACAAAUAAUAUGAAACUUAAUGUCACUAAAUGUAAAGAAAUGAUCCUUGACUUUGGUAGGGUAAAACGGAAUUUCCCAGCAUUAUUAAUCGAGAACACUGAGGUUGAACGUGUAAAUUCUGCUCAAAUUCUCGGCGUUACGAUCCAAACCAAAAUGAAUUGGAAUGAACACGUUAAUAAAAUUGUUAAGAAAUCUGGGAAAAGAUUGUAUAUGCUCAGGUUAUUGAAACGAGCCAACGCUGACACUAGAAUGUUAUGCAUCGCAUUUACCACUAUUAUAAGGCCAGUCUUAGAAUACGCUUGCCAAGUUUGGCACUUCAACAUUCCAGGUUAUUUGAGUGAUGAUAUUGAAAGGGUUUAA